UUUGCUUUUUUUGCAGAGGUGUUCGUGUCCAACCUGAACGCGGCGUGCCUGCGCUGCCUCUGCUUCUCCAUCACGGGCUGCAACGCGACGGUGGGCUGCUCCAAGGGCUACUGCGGGCCCUUCUACAUCUCCCGGGUGUACUGGGCGGACGCGGGCAAGCCGGUGUUCCCCGAGGACGACCCCGAGCGGGCCGGAGCCUACCAGGACUGCGCCCGCGAGUACAACUGUGCCGCCAACAUCGUCACCAACUACAUGUCCAGAUUCGGGCGGGUGAGGGUGUGUUUUUCAGGCCAACAACAGUACGCUCCGCCCGUGAGCGAGAUCUGCCUGGGCUGCAUCUGCGAGGCCGUCUCCAACUGCAACCAGUCGCUGCGCUGCACUGGCGACGUGUGCGGCGUCUUCAGGAUCACCUGGCCCUACUGGGCGGACGCGGGCAAGCCCGUGCUCGCGCAGGACAAGCCCGAGGACGACGGAGCGUACGCCCGAUGUGCCAACGAGCCCUACUGCGCUGCCCGUGCCGUGCAAGGCUACAUGGCCAAAUACGCCCAGGACUGCACCGGCGACGGCGUCGUGGACUGCUACGACUACGCGGCCCUGCACCGCCUCGGCGGCUACGGCUGCCGCGGCAACCUGGACCAGGCGUUCCAGGACAAGUUCAGCCGCUGCAUGGUGCAGGUGGCGCAGCUCAACGGCGGACAGGUCAACUAGAGCCUCCUACUAGGGUUGCAAGCCCUGGAAAGUUCCCGGAAAAUUUCAGGAAAAUUUCUGAAAAAGACGGAAAAUUUCCGGGAAAAAUGAAAAAUUUCGCAGAUUUUGGAAAGUUUUUCGUGUAUUUUCGAAAAGUUUUCUGAAAUUUUCCGGAAAAUUCGGGAAAUUUUCAACCCUACCUCCUACGGACUGCGACGACGACCUGCCUCACCGCGGCCGUGUGUCCUCCGGACGGAGAUCCAGCGGCGAGCCCCCCUUCCCCCUCCCCUCCCCGCACCGGAAGCGGAAGUCGACUGAAUAGCAACGGAGACAACGAUUCCAGCCGACAAUGUGACUCAUCGGCUCGGCUUAAUCCCCCGUCAUGGGUUAUUUUCAAGUUUAUUGUGAUUUGUUUCGUGUCUUUCAUCAUUUUUCGCUGCUCAUCCUUGUGUUUUAAAAAUACGCCGUCUUCCUCGCAUCGCCGGCCGCCCCGCCACCGGAACUCGAAAAUAAAAGAAAAUAAUAAUAAAAAAGAAACAGGUGCGCAUGAAAACGACUAUGACUGACUAAAAGCAGUGAUUUCAGCGGAGCCGGCACCAGCGCCGCCAGUGUUCUUAAACGCACACUCACACCCAUACUGCCGUAGCUUGUAUAUUUUUGCAUAAGGAGCGAUGAAUAAAACGAGUUCCAGACCUUGAA
Molecule: messenger RNA, 1386 nt
Organism: Frankliniella occidentalis (western flower thrips)
Lineage: Eukaryota; Metazoa; Arthropoda; Insecta; Thysanoptera; Thripidae
Exons: 5
Molecular function (GO): lysozyme activity
Source: RefSeq, a predicted model, not a curated record